Messenger RNA from Lingula anatina, 879 nucleotides. RefSeq lists its product as uncharacterized. The record is from RefSeq and is a predicted model, not a curated record. NCBI's taxonomy places the organism in Eukaryota, Metazoa, Brachiopoda, Lingulata, Lingulida, Lingulidae.
GUGUAUUAUUCUGUUGACAGGCAAUGAACACCAAAGGGCUGAUCAUGUUGAGCUUUGCUGUGGUGGGGUUGUGCUUAGUGGCUGCAGCCGCGGGAGAAUCCCGGCGAUUUGAGCCCAGCAAAACUGGAACUGGCGACAGGGGAGUUGUAACAAGUUGUGGAGGCCAGAAAUUUUCUGCAUGGUUUUCUCCCACUAGAGUGCGUGAUGGUGACAACGUAACGUUCCACAUGACUAUCACGCCAGAUAUUGGCUUAUCAGCUGGUCGUUAUAGCCUCGACAUUUAUUUACCAAAAACAAAGUAUCCUAUGAUUGGUUACGAGGACAGAGCCAACUGCAAUUCUCUCAAACCGUCUCUUGCUAAAUUUUGUCCUUUGCAGGCAGGCAGAACGUAUGAUGAAACCUCUUGGGUGAUUGCCAAUUUGGCUUCCUUUGGAGUUCCCCUGGGCGAUUACUUUGUUCGUGCUCAAUUCUGGAACGAGAGAGGCCAACUAUUUAUUUGCGCAGAGGCGAAUGUGUCGAUCAUACCAUAGCACAAUGUACAUGUGUACAUAUUUCAUUAUUCCUGAGUACUUUCUGCAUGCUAAGAUAAUUCACGCUAUCAAUGAAUUAUCAAGAUUUUAAAAAUUGUUUAAAAUCACCCCGUAUAUCAGUCCACUGGUAGUAUUUUGCUUCUCCUCCAGCCAGAAUAUAAUUAUAAAAGAUCAUGAGAUUCCCUUUUUUGCCGUGUCAUAUUUAUAUUUUGUGAACGAUACUAGUGUGCUGAUAAAAAGAGACACUGACUGUCAGAAUCUGAAUGUCUGUGUUUGAAAUCUUACUCGUAUCCACUGCUUGAAAUGAUGUUAAGUUUGUUAUAUAUGUAAUAAAAACAUCACUCAAAAA